This is a messenger RNA of Cotesia glomerata, 1297 nucleotides long. It is a transcript of the gene bsh, whose product is annotated as brain-specific homeobox protein homolog. The transcript is spliced from 3 exons. Gene Ontology annotation, biological process: regulation of DNA-templated transcription. Gene Ontology annotation, molecular function: DNA binding; DNA-binding transcription factor activity, RNA polymerase II-specific. The record is from RefSeq and is a predicted model, not a curated record. NCBI's taxonomy places the organism in Eukaryota, Metazoa, Arthropoda, Insecta, Hymenoptera, Braconidae. The coding region runs from base 229 to 1080 and encodes 283 amino acids.
UAAAUGAAUCUAUAUAUUUUUUAAUUUUAGUUUCAUUAUAACUAUUGUAUAUUUAUAGUAUAGUUAAAUUAUAGAGAAACGUAGACUGAUAUUGCGCUGCACAAGUGUCUUAACUACAAUAGGUUGUUAAAAAUGAAAAUAUAAUAAAUAAAUAAAUGUAAGUGAUAUUUGGCAAUAUAUGUUUAUGAUUAACGUAAUUAAAGUAUUGUAAAAAAGUGAAUAAUAAUAAUGCAGUCAACUUGCCAACCACAUCAGCCUCAACAACAAAAUGCUACUUCAGCUAAUAAUCGUACUUCCUUUUUAAUUGAGGAUAUUCUCAGUCGUGGUAGUGUUGACUCUUCUGGGCAUAAUCAUCCAGGUCAAUUGCAUCAUCAACUAACAUCAGUACAUAAUCAACAUCAUCAACAAUAUCAACAAUUAACUAGUUUUUUACCAGGUUAUCCUGCUGGACCACCAGCCGCAGCCUUUUUUCUUGGACCUCUUUUUAGUACCGCGAGUAUGGGUGUUGGUAUCGUUCCAAGCACGGGCGAGUACUCGGCUUUAAAAAAUUGUCGCCGUCGGAAGGCCAGAACUGUUUUCAGUGAUCAACAACUCGCUGGCCUGGAAGCUCGGUUCGAAGCGCAAAGAUACUUGAGCACACCAGAGAGGGUAGAGCUUGCGGCAGCACUCCAUCUAUCAGAAACACAAGUUAAGACGUGGUUUCAAAACCGACGGAUGAAGCAUAAAAAACAAUUAAGAAAAAUUAAUAACAGUAACAAUAGUAGCAAUCUUUCAAAUGGACAUCAGAGUGGGCAAUCAUCGUCGGCGAUGUCACCAGCAGAAAGACCAGUGGAUUUUUCGUUAAACGCUGGCAGAGAAUCACGGGCAAGCAGUGAUGCGGUGAUGGAUUCAGAUUCAGAUGAAAUCGACGUUCUUGGUGAUGAAACUCCGCUGCCUGUCCAAACAUCAACACUCAAUCAGCCGGUAAAGCGUUCGUCUUCAUCUCCUUUAAAUUUCCAUCGGUCUUUACAUUCGACUGUGAGUUUGGCGUAUCAAUCGCCUCAUCAAAAUCAGACACUUCAAUCCCGUAUUCAUCGCUGAGAAAAAAGUUAUGUAAAUUUUUAUUUUUAGUUUUUAAAAACGGUAUUCACAUUCGAAAAUGUCUCUUUAAACUGAUUGAAUGCUAUGGAUAAUUAAUUUCUAUUUAACAAUAAAAUUUUUUCGUUAAUUAGCAUAUACAUCAAUCAAAUUAUUAACGAAAGCCCAAUUUACUGCAUUAUUAAUUUUUAUCUGAAUAAAACACUAUAUUUCAUCUCAA